Messenger RNA from Phascolarctos cinereus (koala), 1683 nucleotides. RefSeq names its product cAMP-dependent protein kinase inhibitor beta (gene PKIB). Gene Ontology annotation, biological process: negative regulation of protein kinase activity. Gene Ontology annotation, molecular function: cAMP-dependent protein kinase inhibitor activity. The record is from RefSeq and is a predicted model, not a curated record. Lineage: Eukaryota; Metazoa; Chordata; Mammalia; Diprotodontia; Phascolarctidae.
GCCUCUCCUGCUUCUCUUGCCACCACCGCCCUCCCGCCAGCCUCUUCUCUGAUUGCUAGCUGCAUCCCUCCAGAUUGUGCCGAAGGGGACGAGCUGGAGAGCUCAGUGAGCGGCGCGAGGGCCACUGACGGCAGGAGAGCCAGAGCUAGCCGUGGGAGCUCCGGAACACACUGCGCACAGCUGGAGAGGCCUGGUCCAGCAGAGCCUGUCUUCAGGAGUACCUGUAGAUCCUAACCAGGUGACCUAGCUUGACCUUUAAAUCAUCCCUCCUCUGCCUCUCAUCUUCAGUCUGCACCAUUGGAGAAAAUACCUACAUGGCAGGAUCAAACCAUUUUAUGCCAAUUUCUGAUAUGUUGCUAUGAGGAAAGGAAUCAGAAAUGACUGAUGUACAGCCUGUGGUCACAGAUUUUUCAUCUUCAGGAAGGACAGGUCGUCGGAAUGCCUUACCGGACAUCAGGGGUUCUCCUGGUAGUCCUGGAUCAUCAGAACUGCCUAAAAAGCUAGAAAACCUCAGCUUGUCACAAGAUAAUGCUGAAAGUACUGUUGACCAUGAUCCAACAAACAGUGGAGAAAAACGACCGAGCAAUAACAAUAUGGAAAAUAAACCAGAGAUUAAAAAGGAAGCUCGUAAACAUUAGGGAGUGCUAGACUUAUGUAUGCAGAGGGAGAUACUAAUGGCCUUAUGGUUCUGCUUUUCCUAAAUCUCAAGAUCUGGUAGUAACUAUAGUGACAACUGCAGGUCUGUGCAACAUAUCUGUGUUUGGAAAAUUUUGAUGUGAAUCUACUUACUUAGAUUUCUGCACCAAUUUCUGCUGUAGGUCAUUCAAAAAGCAAGUGAUCUUCAAUUUGCAACCAGGAAAGAGGGGGGAAGAAUAUGGAGUUUUUAACAUCUGUCAUUGGGUAUGCUGCCUGAGAUGAACCCAAUUAAAUUGACUUUCAUGUUCUAAAAUAAUGAAAAAAUUGAGCUAAAAUGGCUUUCUUUUUUUUCUCAUUUAAUUUUUAUUGAAGCAAGAAAACAGUGAUUGAGCAUGGAGUGGGAAGGGGGGCUGAUUUAUCAGGUUAUAAGGACCGGAGGCCUAUCCCUGGAGACACUAUCCAAACAUGAACAAUUUAGCACCCUACAGCUCCCUCUGAUGGCGUGUCAUAUUGGCUAGAGAUCUCACCAGCCUUGGGGUUAGCAUGACUUAACUUCAAGUCUGCCUCUGACACACACUGACUAUGGGAGCUUUGAAAAAUUAUUUAACUUCUCAGUACUACCAGGCUACUCUCUCAAAUUAUAAAUGAGUUUUCCAUCUGCAUUGGUAGAGGUAGUUUCCUCACCAGGAGUUCCUCUAUACCAAUGAAGCCAAAGGUUCAAAGUCUGCCCUCCCUCCUCUUCUCACCCCAAAGAAAGAACUAUGUAAAAGGUAUGGGAGGAAGAAAGUAAAAAUUUACAAUAAGAAAAAAUUUCCCCCAAGAAUGUACCAGAUUUUUUUCUUUAGCUGUGAAAAUGUUUUGAAAAGUUGUAAACAUUUCAGCAAUUUGCUAAUCUCUGAGCUUUCUUUUAAUAAUUUUCUGCUUAAUAUUAUUUUGUGUACUAUUUCUGGGUUGGGUUUUUUUUUCCAUGUAGCCCUUGAAAGUCAAAAUUUGUAAGCAACUUGACUUAUUUCAUUGGAACAUGCAGAUUAAAAUCAUUGCAUCUCC